This is a messenger RNA of Vanderwaltozyma polyspora DSM 70294, 867 nucleotides long. RefSeq names its product snoRNA-binding rRNA-processing protein IMP4 (gene IMP4). The record is from RefSeq and is a predicted model, not a curated record. Gene Ontology annotation, biological process: rRNA processing. Gene Ontology annotation, molecular function: rRNA primary transcript binding; snoRNA binding. NCBI's taxonomy places the organism in Eukaryota, Fungi, Ascomycota, Saccharomycetes, Saccharomycetales, Saccharomycetaceae. Gene Ontology annotation, cellular component: small-subunit processome; Mpp10 complex; nucleolus. The transcript has a single exon. Bases 1 to 867 code for a protein of 288 amino acids.
AUGUUAAGAAGACAAGCUCGUGAAAGAAGGGAAUAUUUGUACCGUAAGGCACAAGAAUUGCAAGAGUCUCAAUUACAACAGAAAAGACAGAUUAUUAGACAAGCUUUGGCUCAAGGUAAACCACUACCGAAAGAGAUUGCAGAGGACGAGAAGUUACAAGAAGAUUUUAGAUAUGACCAAACGAUACGUGGGGAGCAAUAUGAGGAGGAAGUUGAUGAUGAAUAUGCCGCCAGUAGUGGUAUUAGUGAUCCAAGAGUCAUUGUAACUACUUCAAGAGAUCCAAGUACAAGAUUAUCUCAGUUUGCUAAGGAAAUCAAAUUAUUAUUUCCAGGUGCAGUACGUCUAAAUAGAGGUAAUUAUAUCAUGCCAAACUUAGUUAAAGCUUGUGUUAGAAGUGGUACCAGUGAUUUAGUUGUUUUGCAUGAACAUAGAGGUGUGCCAACUUCAAUAACGAUAUCACAUUUCCCACAUGGUCCAACAGCAUUCUUUACUUUGCAUAAUGUAGUAUUAAGACAUGACAUUUUGAAUCGUGGUAAUCAAAGUGAAGUUAAUCCACAUUUGAUUUUUGAUAAUUUUACUACACCAUUAGGUGAAAGAAUAGUUAAAGUAUUGAAGCAUUUAUUCCCACCUGGUCCUAAAAAAGAUGCCUCCAGAGUUAUUACAUUUGCUAAUAGAGGUGAUUAUAUAAGUGUAAGACAGCAUGUCUAUGUAAAGACUAGAGAAGGUGUUGAAGUUGCUGAAGUUGGUCCAAGAUUCGAAAUGAGAUUAUUUGAAUUAAGAUUGGGUACAUUGGAAAAUAAGGACGCUGAUGUGGAAUGGAAAUUAAGAAGAUUUGUUAGAACUGCAGGUAGAAAAGAUUAUUUGUAA